AUGAAGUACGCAUUGUUCUCGACGGUAGCUGUGACUGCUGGGGUGUUAUUGCUGUCCACUGUGGGCAUAAUUAUAGCCCUCUACCUAGGCAAGAAGAAAAAGCCUCCAGUCACCUUGCUUGACCCUACCCAGAAAUACCAGCUAACGCUCAUCGAUAAAGAGGUGAUCAGCCAUGAUACUCGCAGGUUCCGCUUUCGACUUCCCUCAGCAGAACAUAUCCUGGGGCUGCCUGUAGGGAAGCAUGUAUACCUCUCUGCCCGUAUUGACGGCAGCCUGGUAGUCAGACCAUACACACCUGUGUCCAGCGACGACAACAAAGGAUAUGUUGACUUGGUUGUGAAGAUCUACUUCAGUAAUGUGCACCUCAAGUUUCCUGAUGGAGGCAAGAUGUCCCAGUACCUGGAGAGUCUGCACCUGGGAGAUGUGGUGGACUUCAGAGGACCAGGAGGACUGCUGGAGUACAGAGGGCAUGGGCAGUUUGCAGUUCAGACAGACAAGAAGUCUCCUGCGGAGAUAAAAGUUGCCAGUACUGUGGGUCUGAUAGCUGGAGGAACAGGCAUCACCCCUAUGCUACAACUGGUGCGCGCUAUCAUGAAGGACCCCAGUGACAGGACCACCUGCAGCCUGCUGUAUGCCAACCAGACUGAGAAGGAUAUCCUGCUGAGGGAUGAGCUGGAGGAGGUCCAGGCCAGACACCCAGACCGCUUCAAGCUGUGGUUUUCAGUGGACAGGGCACCCGAGGGCUGGGAGUACAGUGAGGGCUUCAUCAAUGUGGAUAUGAUCCAGGAGCACCUGCCCACCCCCAGUGAGGACACCUUGGUGCUCAUGUGCGGUCCACCCCCCAUGAUCCAGUUUGCUUGCAACCCCAACCUGGACAAGUUGGGCUACCGGCAGAGUCAGCGCUUCGCCUACUAGUCACCAGCCUAGGAACUAUCCUCCCAGCCACACCCAGCAUGGGCCUUCUCAAUGCAACAAUGACAUCAAUUCAGUGCUUGGUUGGGCCGGAACUACUGCUUGAGUACCGGCAUCUCUUAUAGAAUAUUGGCUCAAAGAUUUUGCGGAGUUCCAGCACCUAAAUAUAUACAGUACUGGCACCCAAAAUAAGUAUGGGCACCAUUUUCAGUCCGCUUAAAGCACUGCAUCAAUUUACUACCAAAAGCCCCAUAUGGUAAGUGCAGACAGGUUGAGCAUUAAAUGCUCACUUGGAACCAAAGUCCUACCUUUGUAUUAUUAGCCUCCAUCUCCUGCUAAUAUCUACAAUUGUAUUUUUAGGUGAGGUUUUAAAGCUUUGAUUUAUUAUUGAUGUACUUAGCCUUGAGCAGUCCUCCUAAAAACAGGACAGAGCGAACAUAAUUAAAGAUAAAGCCGCAUACUGAACUGAAUUAUGCCCAGGGAUGCAGUGCUGAAUAUAAGGAGGCUGCCCAGGCAGCUUUACUUUAAUUGCAUAUCAUUUGUUGUGUGUGCAUUUAAGUGUUACAGCUGCUGUAGAGAUGUGUUAUACUGUAUUUUGGCACAUGUGGGGCUUUUUGAUGUGUGUCUAGUGGGUAUGGGAUCUGACUCCAUUUCUUAUUGUAUUUCUGUGAGAUUGUGUGAGCAUAAUUAUUCAAGUCUCUUUUUGUUUUAUAUAUUAUAAUUUCAGAGUUUAAUCUGCAAUGCACUACAGUCUUUGUAAAAAUGGAUUGUGUUUAUGAAAAGACAAUAAAAAUUUCUGCCACUUCAAA
Molecule: messenger RNA, 1721 nt
Organism: Salvelinus namaycush (lake trout)
Lineage: Eukaryota; Metazoa; Chordata; Actinopteri; Salmoniformes; Salmonidae
Product: NADH-cytochrome b5 reductase 3-like
Exons: 9
Coding region: 1-915 (304 amino acids)
Cellular component (GO): mitochondrion
Molecular function (GO): oxidoreductase activity; FAD binding
Source: RefSeq, a predicted model, not a curated record